This is a messenger RNA of Manihot esculenta (cassava), 435 nucleotides long. RefSeq lists its product as uncharacterized. NCBI's taxonomy places the organism in Eukaryota, Viridiplantae, Streptophyta, Magnoliopsida, Malpighiales, Euphorbiaceae. The transcript has 2 exons. Bases 1 to 435 code for a protein of 144 amino acids. The record is from RefSeq and is a predicted model, not a curated record.
AUGGCAGGCAAUUUGAUAGCAAUGCUUUCAGGGAAUUCACGAGAAAUAUGGGCAUAUGACAUAAAUUCUCCUCAGUGGCCCAUCCCCAAACCAACGUCCAAACAGAGAACUGCGCCUAGAACGCCGACCAAAGAGACACCUUUCACGCUUGCGUUUGGUACUGAAGCUGUAUUUCCAAUAGAGCUGCAAGUCCCUACACAUCGAGUCCAGUUCAAUAGCGAGAACACCAAUGAUGAUAAACUGAGAAGUAACCUAGAUGCCCUAGAGGAAGUAAGAGAAGAAGCUCAUAUUCGUACCGCUGUAUAUGAACAGAGGGCGGCUCGCUACUACAACCAAAGACUCAGGGAAAGGUGCCUAAAGAUAGGAGACCUAGCGUUGAGAAACCUGGAAGCCACUGGAAAAAGAGCUGCAGUGGGAAAACUAGCGCCUACCUAG